CAGCAGCAUUCAGGCAAUAAACUGAACUUGGAGUUAAAAAAGAAGUGAUAUUCGGGCCUGGUAUCCAAAUGCCAAGCAAGUUUUGAGGGUGAUUGUUUUUUGCGAUUGCGUUUCCGCUUGAUUCGCCGUCGAUGAUCGAAAACCGCGAGAGUUGGAUGCGCAAAAAACAGGUCGGGAUGUGUUGCGUGGGAGGGAUUCGGUUCGCGAAGUGAGUUUCUGGUGUUACGUGUGCGGAGCUACUGGAAAGCCGUAUGGGAUCCCUCACUUUGGGAUUCCUCUUUGCCCUGCUGGUGAAACCGCACUGGUCUCAAGUUUCCUGGACCCCGAUAUUUGUCGAUGAAAAAAGUAUUGUGGAUUUGUGGACGAGCAAAUCUACAGGUUGCGCUUGUCCGUACAACAAAACCGGGAAUGAUUGCGCCUGCUGCACGGAUGGGGGUUGUCACUGCGGUCUCGCCGCACCCAACCGCUGCGCCCAGUGCGGCAUCCAACAGUACUGCACCAAUAUGUGUAAUGUGACGAUUGAUGCAUCCACAAUUGCUGCUCAGUCGAACAAAACUUACGGUCAGAUCAAGUCGCCCUCUCUGGAAGGACCCGGAACAUGCUGGUAUCUUUUGCGACCUGAUCUUGGUCAGAGAGUCGAAAUCCAAGUGCAUCGUAUUCUAAACAUCGGGCGAUUCAAUGGCACCGGGUGUCAGUCAGGGGUCUUGCAGUUCAUGGACGGCGAGGACCCGACAGCCCUGGCGUCCUCGAAAGGGAUUCAGCUGUGUGGUGAGAACGAAAGAUAUGCCCAACCUGUCGUUCUCUUUGCUGAUAAGUCGCCGGCAACGUUGGUUUUCAGGAUUGAGGAGUCAACAAUCAGAUCGCAAUUUUUGGCAUACUUCAGCUUCUCAUCGAACAGCAGUCCACAAGGGGUGAAAUUUCAGCCCAAGGGUGGUCGCAGAAUGCCCGACACAGAAUGCGACUGGCUGUACCAAGACAUCGGGUGCCAAGACUGCCUGCUAGCUACGCCGGGCUACCCGGGAGUGUACCCGUCGCACAUAACCUGUCAAUAUCACCUUACGACCACCUCCAUUCUCACGAAAAUACGAAUCAAAUUUCUCUCGCUCAAACUCCCGCAUAAUCACUGUAGCAGUCACCACAUCAAUAUUUACCAGGGCCCAAACAACAGUAGCCACCUUCUGAUGACCAUCUGCUCUGAUAAAGAAGAAGAGCUCGUUUUCUCAGGGCCUCAUCUUUUAUUUGAGUUCAAGGGAGGUCCCUCAAUACCGCCUUACGACUACCGAGGAUUUCUUGCUUCUGUUUCCUUCAUCAAGAAAAUGAUACCCACAGUGAUGACGACUGAAACCACUCCAGCAUUAACGACAGAGCUGCCAUACACUGCCAGGAUGGAAAGUUACGGUAAUAAUUCACACAAUGGAUGUGGGAUCCAAAUUCUUGCUAAUGACUCGAGAACAGGUCACUUUAACUCCCGCCCUCUGGAACACCAUCGUAAUUGCUCCAUUGUUUUUGUGGGCAAUCCCAACGAUAUCGUCCAUCUUUCAGUAUUUAAUUACAAAUUAAAAGCACCUGCUUGUCAGUCGUAUUUGGAGCUGUACGACGGACCGAUAGGAGGAAAUAAACCAAUGAAGCGGAUUUGUAGCCCUCAGACAAAACAUGCCCGUGAUGCCAGUGGCAAGUUUCACUCACAUGAAACUUUGAUGUCUUCAGGGAAUACAUUCUCUAUUCUUUUGCACCGUCUCUUGGGGGAAACUUACACAGACGUAGAACAUAUUGAUGGAGCGUAUGCCUUUCAUGAUGAACAAAAAGAUGGUACAUUAGCACCGGACACUCUAUGCAACACCGAUUAUUAUGGUGAAAACAGCCUAUCAAGUGGUCAGAUAACGAAUCCUGGAAACCAGCAAAUAUACUGGAAUGUUGAGGGUCGUUUAGUAUGUGCACAUCGCUUUAUACCAGCUCUCAAUCAGAGCAUCACGCUCAAAAUCACAGCACUCAAACUGUCAAACGAACCUGGGUGCCAAACUGAAUGUGGAGACGCUGGUUGUCGCUGCAACACUGAUCUCGUGUCUCUCUCCCAUGUCGAUCAUCUGUUAUUCAUGCAUGACAAUGGUGCCCAAAUUUCUUGCCUUUGUGGCAAUUUUCACGAAGACUGGCUACCCGUCUCUAUCAGAAGUUGGUCCCCAUUGAGGCUGGUCUAUUCCGUAGCUCACUACAGUUGGACUGCUCAAGGAUUUAAUUAUAAGACUGAUUAUUCUUUUAAUUUAGAUGGUGCCUGUGGUCAUCAUGUCAUAAGUAAUCACUCAGGUUCUUUGCAUUCUACACGAAUCGUUGGAGGAGGUGAAUUAAAUUACUACUAUCACCAAAUGUGUUCGUGGACUUUAGAUUCGAAUGUGGAUAGACAACUAACUCUAGAAUUAGCGACAUCUCAAAACCGUCCUUGUACAGCGUGGAAUUUCACACUGUACGAAUAUUCAGAGGGCUCGUCAGAUCAUCUAGGGCCCAUCAUACAUACUUUCUGCCCGCGAGACAAGCACAAAGUGUAUAAUCUUGCUUGGAGGCUCAAUGUUGUUGUUAUCAAACUGACAGCAAUGACGAGGACGCUCCCGCAGUAUUUCAUAAAAUGGCAGUCACAAGUCGUGAGAGCAAAUACCCGAAUUUCGGGGCAGACAUCCUCAAUUUUAUCAUCUCCCUCAUCGUCCUUCUCGCACGCAAUGCCCAUUAGUAGGAGCCCUCUUAAAGCCAUUUUUCUAGUAUUUAUUGUUAAUUUACUGAGUUUGCACUUUGUAUAUAGGUGAGGUCACUCUCGUUGAAAUUGUUUGACAAGAGUUGUCAAACUUAUGUUUGUACAUUCUAAAUUGUUAUUGCUUGGGAAAAAUCAGGGUCCCUUUGGAUUUUCAAAAAUAUUUUCUCUGUAGAUAUGUUUCCAAAACAGUCCAGCCGUUUUUUUUUUUUGUUAAAAAAAAGAACCCAUAAAACACGAAAGAAAAAGUUCAGAUCUGGGUCAAGAACUUGCAGCCAAUCGUGAUAAGAUUUUUGCAAGGACCUACAGAUUGAUGAGCAUACUUGUUACUUAGAUUUUUAAGUUGAAAUAUACCGAAGUAUUAAAAACAGUAGUUUAACUAUUUCUGCACGAAAAUUGCGAAAGUAAGUAUAAAUAUUAGCAUAUUACCCUCUAACUUUUUUCAGACAUCCUGAUUGAAUUAUUCUAUGUGGAGCGAAAAGUUAAUGAAAGUUAAAAAUUGAACAGUCACAAUAGUUAACCAAUAUCAGAGCACAAAAUUUUAGGUACUUUGCUGAACAUCUUGUUUCGGGUUAUUUAAAUUUUGUUUUUUAUGGCCCUCUCAAAGAAGCUGCAUGAUUGGUCAUCACUGCUUAACGAGUAUGUUAGUAUACAGCUCUACCGAAGAGAGCAGUAUCUAAUGCUCAAAUUCUCAAAAUUGAGGUUCCCUUAAAAUUUUUCUAAUCCAAUUUAGGUGAACUCACUGAUUCAAUUAGAGCAAGUAAAUUUGUCCCCCAUGUACAAGAACAAGACCUAUUAAACAAAAAUUGACUUUGUUUCAUGCAAAAUAGCAGUUAAUGGGCAUUAAUCUACCUCGCAGCUGUACUUAUUGAGUGUAAUGGUGCCCUUUUCUGGCGAUUUCUAAUCCUAAAAUUUGUUUGUUGUUAGUCCAAAAUGCAACCGUAAAAGCAUGCAGAAGAUAGUACCUACAAUUGUCUUACCUAACAUGAUAAUGGAAAAGGCCCCCCAGAUACAGUCGAAAUUGAAUUUGCCGAUUUUUAAUCAUCAAACGAUUUCCAAGAGUUUUUUGGAUGAUCGGUGACAAUAUUACGAAGGACGGAGGCUUUUUUCAACAAAAUUUUUUCUUCAGACACUACUAGGUCUAUUCUCUCGAAUCUUCAUUUUUGCACUUAUUUUCUUUAGUAACCCUGUAUUUUCGUGUGUAAAUAGCAAUAGGAGCUAUUUAAAAUUAUAAGGACUCAGAUUUGAGAUGUCUUCGUUUUGGAGACAUUGGGCUAAUUGUUGAAAUUGAUAGACAGAGCUAUGGGCAAAGAAGACAAAAGGGAUGUAGAGGGAUCUUAUCGGUGGAAGUGAGUGUUCGCGAUAGAUUAACUAACGGCAACCCACGAGAGACCCUACAGUUAGUCCAUUAUUUUCUCCCUUAGUUUACAGGAAUCGACCAUUUCAAUCCAAAGGAUCGCUCCAUACUCCCUAUGUCCUCUUUGUCUAUCAAUUUCAACAAUGAGCCUACAGAAGAAUGUUUCGUUAAAAAAUUAUCACUUAUUCUCUCCUUCAAAGAUAUGAGCGUUGCUACAAACUCUGUUUAUAUUAAACGGUCCACAAUUUUUAACUAUGAAACUAUUUCUCCUAAUGAUCGAUAUGAAAUUGAUUGAUUUUGAUGUAACUGAUGAGUUAUAAAUAGAAACUCGUUAAUACUGAAUGAAUAAGAACCAGGAUCAAUAAUUUUCAAAUGGAAUGCAAAGGUUUUCAAAACUGCAACUAGCUCAUGAAACGUGAAAGGAGGACCAAUAUUUUACCCCUCCGUGUAUGGCUUGGUCAGAAUUUAAAUGUUACGAUAUCUGUGAUUUCUUUUAAUGUAGAAUUUUUCUUUGUAUGCUGAUGUUUUUCUGUAUUUGUAAAUUCUUAGAAGAAAUUCGAUGGCCAAAGUGCAAAAAUAUGUAUCUCCAUUUGCAACGUUGUAGACUUCCUGUCCCACUUUAUUUUUCCUUUGAAAAACUAGUCAUCGUAAUAACUUGAAAAUGGAGAUUCGUGGUUUCGCACUUUGGCCAUCAGAUCACCCAAGAAAGUGAAUUGUUUGGCGAAUCAUCAAUUUCAUUGCCACUUAUAAAUUUUUCUAAUGUUACUCAUUCAAAAAAACAAAAAACAAAAAAAACAAUGGAAAUACAGUGAAACAGUGAAAUACAAUGAAAGACAAACAUACAAUGUAACAGUGAAAAAAAAUAAUGAACCUCCUCCAGUUUUUUUUAAGUUGGUGUGUGGUUGCGGACAAGGAAUAGUUUGAUUUCAGUUCUUUUAACUAUUGUGAGCCCUGCCUUGCCAAGGAGUAAUGCCGUAUGAACCUCCUAACAUUGCAAAAUUUCCUUAGAAAAAUCUUGAAUUUUCAGGAAAAUCGAUAGGAACAUGUCUCCAAAUUUUCAGAGAAUUCGGUUUGUAAUUUGAACUAAAGUGUCUGCAAAUUUAAAAAAAAAUGUUCAUAUCCUAAAAAAUAAAUAUUUUCUAAGAGGACAUUAUGCAACAUUCGAAUGCCCGUACGCUGUUUUCCUUAGCACGGCAGUGCACUGAUGCUGUUGCAUCAAUUUUAUGACACACGCCUAAUUAAAAGAAUCUUAUCUUCAGCUUAAUAUUUCAAUCAUUCCAAAAAAAGAUGUAUGAGUAGAUGUAACAGAGAUAAUUUGGACCUGUAAUGUAUGGAUUUUUCUUUUAAAUGAAAAACACUCAAAGAUUUACGGCAGAAUAUUGAAUCCCGCUGUGAAUCACUGAUUUUCCUGGUUUUUCGACAAAAAGGAAAAUUUACCAGUGAAAUAUUUUUAUUUUUAGCUGCUCUCAAAAACAAAUGUGACUAUUUUCAGAAUAAUUCAUGUUUGGGGCUCAAAAUUACUGAAUUGAAUCGCAACUGUAAGUUUUUCACAGGCUCAGCUCAAACACUCAAUUUAUUCUUUGGGAUACUUAAGGGUGUUGUGUGUUUAAAACUCCAUUUCAGAAGUACCUCUCAUAAAUGUUACUUUAAAAAAACUGGAAAAGCAUUUCCAGGGUUACUUGUAGUCUGGGAAACUUGGAAAGUCAGGAACUCACAGCAACCUGGAAAAGUCAGGAAAUUCAUUUGAAAAGUUAGGGAAAUUUUGCAAGCAGCAUUUAACAGAAGGCAGCAUAAUUAGAAGGAAAAAAGUCAAAAUGGAAGGAGAGUCAGGGAACCCGACAAUAUUUGAAUAAGGGGAAAAGCGAAAAUAGUUUAGAACAGAAAAUGAAGAAUUUAUGGAAACCUGGAAACCCUGGUUUUCCGUCUAUGUAAAUUUUAACAUUUUCCUGAAGGAGUUGUCUUCUAAAAAUAGACAAGUUUAUUGUUAAAAAUUUUUACUUCUGGGUAAACGGUCUUCUUGAGCUUAUGAUCUUCAGUUAGAAGAGACUUACAGGCACCAUUAUUAAAAAGAGGUAUGCCCAUCAAUUAAAUUCAUGUUCCAUCCAACAUCUUCACCCAUUGUUUCUUAGCAUACCCAGGGAUAUCACAGAGAAAAAUUCCUCAUUUUUUAAUAUUUCAUACCUAGCUGUUUUUAAACUAAAAAAGAAAAAUACAUGUUAAAGUUUGUAUUUAGGCACUAUUAAUUUUAGCUGACAGAAUUUCCAUUGUUGAAUACAUUUUUAAGUGCAUUUUGUCUUUUGUGUCCCUAUGUAGCUUGUCGGUUUAACUCCCAACAAGAUAAUCUACCUGUGAGCUGAUUAUUGAAAUUGACAGACCAAGCGAUGGACAAAGAAGACAUAGGAAGUAUGGAGAAAUCCUAUUGGUUGAAAUGGGUGGUUCCUGUAGACUAAUCAAGGGAGAAAAUGACGAAAAUCAUGAAAAUUAUGGAAAGCGGAUGAUUGAAAUAGACAAAGGAGGUACGUAAUAGACUAACAACGGCAAGCGAUGCGGAACCAUAUAGUUACUCACCAUUACGUACCUCCUUUGUCUAUUUCAAUCAUCCACUUCCACUUCCACUAAUAGGAUCCCUCCAUAUCCCUCUUGUCUUCUUUAUCUAUUGCUUUGUCUAUAAAUUUCAAUAAUCGGCUUUCUGGGACACACCAUGUAGGAAGCUCAUCGUAAUUGUCUUUUCAUUUCUUUUUUGCAUCUGUAAAUGAAAUUUAUAUUUUGAAAUAAAAUACAUGAUUAAAAAUA
Molecule: messenger RNA, 6887 nt
Organism: Bemisia tabaci
Lineage: Eukaryota; Metazoa; Arthropoda; Insecta; Hemiptera; Aleyrodidae
Source: RefSeq, a predicted model, not a curated record